UUUUUCUGAUUCGAAAUCAAUUGAUCCAAGAUGAUGGUCGAUGGAGUCGAGUCGACUUCGUUUCUGUUCAACUUCUCGUAGUUGGUUUUCGCAGUGACUUUGUUUUCAAAAGAGUUUAUGAGUUGAAAAAACCAUGCUAAACCGUUCUCGGGUGCCCUCAGGUUUGAGAAGUGUGCAGCUUGUUCCUGAACAGGAGGAUGCGGCAACUUUGCAACUCGGAGAGGAUUUUUCUAGUGAAAAAGCUCAACCACUUACUAUUAGUGAGGUGGCUAUACUCCUUUCGCGAAAAAGGGAUAUGAUGCGGGACUUGGAAGGCCCCAGAGCUGAAGAAUUUUCAAGCGUUUUCAAGAAGUUCCUGGAAUAUGUCGAACGUUUUGACCGAUAUAAAGGUCUUGAGUCCGCGACGAACGUUCGAAAUCUUUUGCAAAGAUACGAAAGUCUUGAUCCCUUUGAAAUGGCUUGUUUGGCGAAUCUUUGUCCUGCUGAUGCAGAAGAGGCCAAAACUACCAUACCGAGUUUAAAGCAUAAAAUCGACGAUUCUUCGUUGAAUCAGUUGUUACAAGACUUGGCAUCCUUUACUCACUGAUUUUUUUAGCUUUGCAAACUUUGUAUUUAGACCAACUGUUGUCAUGAGUUGGUUUUGAAUGAUUUGCUUUUAAAAGGAAGUUUCUAUUGUAUGCUGCAUAGGCUUGUGAAGGAACCGUCGCUCGUCUAAAUGGCUCGGUAUUAUAGUUCAUAUAUAGGAACGUCUUUAGUAUAAAAUACUUUUGUAGCCUUUAUUAUCGUUGAGGAGAGACAACUCGCAUGAAUGAAAACGAACUUGAGUCUGUCGUCUUCAACCCUUUAUCAUAUAUAAAUAUAUAUAUAUUUAUAGUGGAUUUCUCAAUCUCAGUGUAUUGGACUGCCACUUGGCAAAGCGUGAGGUGAAUUGGUUUGUUGACUUAUAGAUCAGUAA
Messenger RNA from Galdieria sulphuraria, 955 nucleotides. Its product is annotated as DNA-directed RNA polymerase II subunit D. Gene Ontology annotation, molecular function: translation initiation factor binding; nucleotide binding. The record is from RefSeq and is a predicted model, not a curated record. Bases 134 to 586 code for a protein of 150 amino acids. Lineage: Eukaryota; Rhodophyta; Bangiophyceae; Galdieriales; Galdieriaceae. The transcript is spliced from 3 exons. Gene Ontology annotation, cellular component: RNA polymerase II, core complex; P-body. Gene Ontology annotation, biological process: transcription initiation at RNA polymerase II promoter; nuclear-transcribed mRNA catabolic process, deadenylation-dependent decay; positive regulation of translational initiation.